GGGCGCAGGCGCAGAGGAGGGCGGCGUUGAGACCGGCGGAGCGGCGGGACCCCUAGGUGGCGGAGGGACGCUCCGGGAAAGCGAGGGGCUCUACGAGCUCUGGUCCACGUGACCUGCCGGGGGCGGGAGCAGGGGGCGCGCCGGCCUCCUGCGGUGCCCCUGCCUUGGGGAGGGGCCGUGACCACCCGCCUGUCGCCCGAGGCGGCCGCCGCUGCACCUUCACCGCGUACCCGGGACCCGCCCGCCCGCGGGAGAUAAAAACUAUACUAGAGUCCAGCGACUUCUUACCACUCUGAAUGUAAGUAACAAAUUGUGAAUUAAAGCCCGAAUCCCCGUGGAAUUCAUUCCGAGGCUGAUUGCAAUCACUUGGAGUCGGGCGCGUCCUACCUAAACCAGGCAGUUUAUGGCAAAUACCUGCCUUGACCGUGCAUAAAUUAGUGAACUUUUGGGCACCAACUGGUCGAUUUACCAUAGAAAUUGGUAGUUGCUGCAAAAAGAAAAUGUUGCUGAAGUGCUGCUGAAAGGGCCAGAGAUGCAAGGAUUUGGGAUACAUUUUGAACCUUUAAGCUGUCUGACAUUGACCUCCUUUCAUUAUUAAUAAAGAAGAAGCAGGAGCUUAGGAUGUAUUAACACCAACUCAUUAAUAUACUAACCGGACAAUGUUCUACAAACAAUUCUACAUUGUAAAGGACUGGAUUGGCACAAAAUAAAAUAAUUUUAUUUUAUUCAGCUUAUAAUAUGACUCGAUGGAGGAAAAUUUGAUAAGCAUGAGAGAAGACCAUUCUUUUCAUGUUCGUUACAGAAUGGAAGCUUCUUGCCUAGAGCUGGCCUUGGAAGGGGAACGUCUAUGUAAAUCAGGAGACUGCCGCGCUGGCGUGUCAUUCUUUGAAGCUGCAGUUCAAGUUGGAACUGAAGACCUAAAAACACUUAGCGCUAUUUACAGCCAGUUGGGCAAUGCUUAUUUCUAUUUGCAUGAUUAUGCCAAAGCAUUAGAAUAUCACCAUCAUGAUUUAACCCUUGCAAGGACUAUUGGAGACCAGUUGGGGGAAGCGAAAGCUAGUGGUAAUCUGGGAAACACCUUAAAAGUUCUUGGGAAUUUUGACGAAGCCAUAGUUUGUUGUCAGCGACACCUAGAUAUUUCCAGAGAGCUUAAUGACAAGGUGGGAGAAGCAAGAGCACUUUACAAUCUUGGGAAUGUGUAUCAUGCCAAAGGGAAAAGUUUUGGUUGCCCUGGUCCCCAGGAUGUAGGAGAAUUUCCAGAAGAAGUGAGAGAUGCUCUGCAGGCAGCCGUGGAUUUUUAUGAGGAAAACCUAUCAUUAGUGACUGCUUUGGGUGACCGAGCGGCACAGGGACGUGCCUUUGGAAAUCUUGGAAACACACAUUACCUCCUUGGCAACUUCAGGGAUGCAGUUAUAGCUCAUGAGCAGCGUCUCCUUAUUGCAAAAGAAUUUGGAGAUAAAGCAGCUGAAAGAAGAGCAUAUAGCAACCUUGGAAAUGCAUAUAUAUUUCUUGGUGAAUUUGAAACUGCCUCGGAAUACUACAAGAAGACACUACUGUUGGCUCGACAGCUUAAAGACCGAGCUGUAGAAGCACAGUCUUGUUACAGUCUUGGAAAUACAUACACUUUACUUCAAGACUAUGAAAAGGCCAUUGAUUAUCAUCUGAAGCACUUAGCAAUUGCUCAAGAGCUGAAUGAUAGAAUUGGUGAAGGAAGAGCAUGUUGGAGCUUAGGAAAUGCAUACACAGCACUAGGAAAUCAUGAUCAAGCAAUGCAUUUUGCUGAAAAGCACUUGGAAAUUUCAAGAGAGGUUGGGGAUAAAAGUGGUGAACUAACGGCACGACUUAAUCUCUCAGACCUUCAAAUGGUUCUUGGUCUGAGCUACAGCACAAAUAACUCCAUAAUGUCUGAAAAUACUGAAAUUGAUAGCAGUUUGAAUGGUGUACGCCCCAAGUUGGGACGCCGGCAUAGUAUGGAAAAUAUGGAACUUAUGAAGUUAACACCAGAAAAGGUACAGAACUGGAACAGUGAAAUUCUUGCUAAGCAAAAACCUCUUAUUGCCAAACCUUCUGCAAAGCUACUCUUUGUCAACAGACUGAAGGGGAAAAAAUACAAAACGAAUUCCUCCACUAAAGUUCUCCAAGAUGCCAGUAAUUCUAUUGACCACCGAAUUCCAAAUUCUCAGAGGAAAAUCAGUGCAGAUACUAUUGGAGAUGAAGGGUUCUUUGACUUAUUAAGCCGAUUUCAAAGCAAUAGGAUGGAUGAUCAGAGAUGUUGCUUACAAGAAAAGAACUGCCAUACAGCUUCAACAACACCUUCUUCCACUCCCCCCAAAAUGAUGCUAAAAACACCAUCUGUUCCUGUGGUAUCCCCCAACACGGAUGAGUUUUUAGAUCUUCUUGCCAGCUCACAGAGUCGCCGUCUGGAUGACCAGAGGGCUAGUUUCAGUAAUUUGCCAGGGCUUCGUCUAACACAAAACAGCCAGUCGGUACUUAGCCACCUGAUGACUAAUGACAACAAAGAGGCUGAUGAAGAUUUCUUUGACAUCCUUGUAAAAUGUCAAGGAUCCAGAUUAGAUGAUCAAAGAUGUGCUCCACCACCUGCUACCACAAAGGGUCCGACAGUACCAGAUGAAGACUUUUUCAGCCUUAUUUUACGGUCCCAGGGAAAGAGAAUGGAUGAACAGAGAGUUCUUUUACAAAGAGAUCAAAACAGAGACACUGACUUUGGGCUAAAGGACUUUUUGCAAAAUAAUGCUUUGUUGGAGUUUAAAAAUUCAGGGAAAAAAUCAGCAGACCAUUAGUUACUAUGGAUUUAUUUUUUUUCCUUUCAAACACGAUACUGAAGGCAGUUUACAAGGGGAUGAUAACAAAGUAACUAACUGUAGCAAAAGACAAGCAUGGGACAGACUGGGACCUGGAGUAACACUGGAUCACAGACUGCAAAGGCCCACGCUUGGAACAAGUUGCCAACUUGUUCCACUCUGCUUGCUUCAGAUUGUGCACAGCUGGGAUGGGAUCUGGGUAUGUGGACCCCUAUUCUUUCAAAAAGUCAUUCAGGUGAUUUGGAUGGGCAAAUAGAACUAUUUCUCUAAAUGGCCAAUGUUUUUUAAGAGUCAUAAUCUGGAAUUACAUUAAAAGUGCUCAGCUUAAAAAAAAAAAAA
This is a messenger RNA of Pan troglodytes (chimpanzee), 3161 nucleotides long. It is a transcript of the gene GPSM2, whose product is annotated as G protein signaling modulator 2. Gene Ontology annotation, biological process: establishment of mitotic spindle orientation. Lineage: Eukaryota; Metazoa; Chordata; Mammalia; Primates; Hominidae. The record is from RefSeq and is a predicted model, not a curated record. Gene Ontology annotation, molecular function: G-protein alpha-subunit binding; GDP-dissociation inhibitor activity. The transcript has 17 exons. The coding region runs from base 747 to 2801 and encodes 684 amino acids. Gene Ontology annotation, cellular component: cell cortex.